Molecule: messenger RNA, 5807 nt
Organism: Pecten maximus
Lineage: Eukaryota; Metazoa; Mollusca; Bivalvia; Pectinida; Pectinidae
Product: septin-2B-like
Exons: 13
Coding region: 814-2244 (476 amino acids)
Biological process (GO): cell division; cytoskeleton-dependent cytokinesis; regulation of exocytosis
Cellular component (GO): microtubule cytoskeleton; cell division site; septin complex
Molecular function (GO): GTPase activity; GTP binding; molecular adaptor activity
Source: RefSeq, a predicted model, not a curated record
AGCGGUGUGUGUCUGCGGGAGACACCAAUAGGCCUAGUGUUACACCGGCUACCAGCGGUCAGUGUAGGAACUGGACAGAACUACUGGUCAGAUAUAUACUAUUACCAGGGCUAUCAGUCAGCCUGGAUGGUAUUUCACUGACCAGAAAGCGAGGGUUUAGGUAGAAGUUGACCGUUUAGCGAUGUAAGUAGGUAAAAGUUGGAUGUAAGUCCACAGAUGAUAACAGUGAUAUCUACCUGAGGAUUCCCCAGUACAACACACCUGAGACCCGCACUAACGACCCCUAUACCUGUUCAUAUGGACUGUAAUCGUUGGUGUUGGAUAUUCAUUUGUCGUUUGGAGGCAAAAGAGCAGUAAAAGUCAUAAGUAGUCAACAAUGACAUGACGUUCGCUUAUUACGUUGUGUCGAGGCCGUGAACAGCGUAAACAACGUGUGGGUCACCUAAACACUUGUCAGCAACGGCAGCCGUGAGAGCUUGACGAGGGUCCCAUCUUGUUAUGGGCUGUACUUAAAGGAAAUAUCACCUAUGAUUUUGCAUGUACAUCUGGUACUUUUACACCUGUACAAAUUACACCUGAAAGAUUUACACCUUGAAGUGUUUACACCUGUGCUUACACCUGAGGGAAUUAUACCAGUGUAAUUAAUUCAUACAGGUGAGAUUUUUACCUGUAUGUUUCUUAAAAGGAAAAGGAUUAAAAUUUCAUUGACCUUGGAUAAUUUUUACGUUUAAGGAUUUUGUCAGUAUUACAGCUGUGGUAUACUGUAGUAUACAGCUGUAUUCCUGUAUUAUUGACUUGCUGUAACUUAGCGCCAUGAUUCCGCGACGUACACAGAGGACUGGAGGCUUGUCCAGUGCCUCUUUCUCAUCCAGAGCGACGUCAAACACCUCGUCAUCAACACAUAGUGCAUCAGCGUCCAUUUUACUGCGCGAGCGUGAACAUCAACGGGAACAUAUUGGACCAAAAUCUCCACAGAGUCCGAAAUCUCCAGACGAAAUUAAACAUCCCUCACGCUCAGCCUCAUUUUCAUCUCAACACUCAAAUAACAACUCUUCAAAAUCUGCCACCACAAAUUCGUCUAAACAAUCGUUCACAAGUCCAGAACAGCCAGGAUAUGUCGGCUUUGCAAACCUUCCCAACCAAGUUCACAGGAAGUCGGUCAAAAAGGGCUUCGAAUUCACACUCAUGGUCGUGGGUGAGUCAGGCCUGGGAAAGUCCACACUGGUCAACAGCCUUUUCUUGACCGACCUCUACCCAGAAAGACAUAUUCACUCUGCUGCAGAGAAAAUCAAACAGACGGUGAAAAUUGAUGCAUCCACAGUAGAAAUAGAGGAGAGAGGAGUGAAACUCCGGCUAACAGUCGUCGACACUCCUGGAUUUGGAGACUCUCUCAACUCCAGCGACUGCUUCAAGCCAAUCAUUCAGUAUGUUGACGACCAGUUUGAGCGAUACUUACAGGACGAGAGCGGUCUCAACCGACGUCACAUCAUUGAUAAUAGAGUCCACUGCUGCUUUUAUUUCAUUAACCCCUCAGGUCACGGAUUACGCCCCCUUGAUGUGUCGUUCAUGAAGGCAGUUCACAAUAAAGUCAACAUUGUACCGGUGAUCGCCAAGGCUGACACGCUCACUCUACAGGAAGUUUUCCUUCUCAAGAGAAAGGUGAUGGAUCAGAUAGAUGAACAUGGAAUUAGUAUCUACCCACUGCCCGACUGUGAUUCAGAUGAAGAUGAGGACUAUCGGGAACAGUGUCGCCAACUCAAGGAAGCAGUGCCUUUUGCUGUAAUUGGGGCCAACACAGUAAUCGAAGUCAAAGGUCGCAAGGUCAGAGGUCGCAUGUACCCAUGGGGAGUAGUAGAGGUGGAGAACCCAGAACACUGUGACUUCAUCAAACUUAGAACAAUGCUGAUCACACAUAUGCAAGACUUACAGGAAGUUACACAAGAAGUGCAUUACGAAAACUUCCGAGCAGAGAAACUUGCCGAGGGAGGCGGAGCUGCAGCUGCAGCCAAGAAGACAGUCAGAAGGGUGCGAGGUGACGAGGUCGAUGCUCAAGAUAAACGUAGACCUGAAAGUCAAGCACAGGAACUGACAGACCGUGAGAAACAGCUGGUGGAGAAAGAAGCUGAACUACGCAAGAUGCAGGAAAUGUUGGCUCGUAUGCAAGCUGAAAUGGACGCUCAGAAACACGGCGGAACUCCGCAGAAAGUCCAACAGAAUGGUGGGGUAAAGUCACAUGAUGUGUAGGCCAUUCAUACUCAGGGUUUAAAUUUUACUCGUGGACCAUCAAUGUCGGACAUCGGUGUAGGUGCAUGUAAAGCAAGGGGCAAUAACUCCAGCAGAAGGAAGCAUAUAGUCCGACUUCAUCAGAAAACUGUAUAUUGUGGGGCUACAAGUUUAUUUGUAUCUUGACCAAUAAUUUUGAGCUAGCUGUGAGAAUUUUUACCAGGACUUGCCUUGUAGACAAUCAUACUUUUUCCACUGCUGGUCUUAGAUGUGUAAAGUUGCAGUCACUCAGUCAAGGGGAGAUAACUCUGACUAUUCCAACCAAAUUAAUUGCAAGUUGGUGAACUCUGUGAAAUUUGUUACAGUUGAAAUGAAUAUGUCUAUGUAUGAUAUUGUGGUCUGAUGAGAAUUGGGAAAAAAAUCUCAGAAACACUUGAGAAUAUAAAAUCUCAAAAAAACAACAACAAAAAAACAAAAUUCCAAUGCACUAUGAAAAUUAAAAAAAAAGAAGAUAAUAGUGAAUUUUGUUUGAGCAUUUUCAAACAGGACCAUUCUUUAAAAAUUUAAGGAAAAUCUCUUCACAUGUAAGGACUAGUCUGGAGCUGAAAUUAAUAUUUCUUGUGUUUAUAUCAUUUUAAUGUUUGUACAGGUGACUUCAGUUGAGUAUUACGGCUCCAGUCGUUAGCAUUAUACAUUAAAUAUGCCAAAACAUGUUCUGUACAGUCUAGCAAUGUAGAAUUAGGUGCUUAAAAUGCUGUUUCUAGGCAAAAAUUUUAUUUUUGUUUUUCAUUUGCUGAAUGCUUAACAAUCACGGACAAUAUCCCAACGUUAAGUUCUGUUACAGUAACCUUGAUAUGAAAAUGAAUGUUACAUCCAUCAAUCAAAUUUUGAAUUUCUGUUAAGAUAAUCAAUAAUUGUAUCUCAAAUUUGAACUUAAAUUCUUCACACAAACGAAAAAAGCAUUCAGAAAAGCAUAUUAGGACAGAUUUGAAGAAAAUUGGACAAAAAUAUGCCUUGGAAGUUUUUUCUAAACAUUCUGUAGAAAAUCCCUGUCUGAGAGCAGAAUUUGAAUCAGUCUGUUACAGUAUUGUGAUGGACCAAAUCAAAACAUUCAAUAAGAUAUUUUUUUUUAUUUAUUUAACUGAUAUAGAGUAUAUUUAUAUUGAUGUUAUCAAUGAUUAAUAACUUGUAACAAAAUAUAUAGUUUCCAAUAGUAUCUAAUUGUCCCUAAUAGUAUUAUUUUUCUUGGUUUUCAAAUUCACCAAAAAAAAACCAGUUUCCAUCAAUCUGUGAUCUUCUAUGUUGAAAUUCAAGCUUUGUGAUUGGUUAAAAUUUCACAUAUUCUGACCAAUGGGAUAAGAGGUUCAGAAAAGUGUUGGUGGAUUUGUAACGAAACUGUUUGUUGUUCUAACCCUGAUGUGAAGUGUUUUGUAGAUAGAUUAGUUGUUGUGUGGUUGUUGUUUUGUGAUCAGCGUCGAAACAAACAUAAAUCUUGUUCAGACUUCCUCUGGUCAGGCCCUGAUUCAGGCAAUAAAAUGUUGUUUUUUUAAUUGAAAUAUUUUUUCUUUAAGAAAUAAGGGCCAGAUUUGUGAAUGUUUCAAGUCACUGUGGAGAGAAGAAAAAUACAGAAAUCAAUAUUUGUGCAAUAAAUAAACCAUAUUUUUUUUUUUUUUUUGUUGGAAAUAUUUUCUUCCUUUUAAUAAUAGUCCUUAAAAUGUACAAGAUUUCUUCCAGAUUUCUGUCCUUUGUUUUAUGUAUGAAACAACUGUAGAUUUUGUAUGGAUGUUAUUUUUCCCUACCAAAAUUAAAUUAAUGUAUAUCGAAAUUAUUUUCCAAAAUAAGCAUUUUUACUCUCACAUAAGUGCCAUUUUUGAUGUGUAAAUGAACAUUUCUUCCACUAACUGUAUUUAUUUGUUUACAAUGUUCAAUUUUUUAUGAAAAUCGAUGGCUCUGCAUUUCACUUGAUUAAAAACUUUCUCAGAAUAGAAUAUAAAAUUGAAUUUAAAAAAAAAAAUUAAAUAUUUUCAAAUGCACUUUGAAAAAUCAUUUAUGAUCUUGAUAAUUAAACAUGAUAAAAAUAUUUUAAAGUUGUCUCAAGACUUGAUGAGAUGUUUAACACGUGGCCACCUUAAAGAUCUUUCAUUUACGCAUAAUAAGCAUGUAUAAAAUUUAUAAACUAACACAUAUAAAUAUAUAUAUAUAUACAUAUAGCAUUAACACAGUAUCGUUUCUAGCUUCUCAGCAGCCCCAAUGACAGUCGUAGAAUAAUUUUAUUUUGUUAUUUUAAUGCUUUGCUGUAGAAAUGAAAUUUCUCUUGCUUGAGGCAGAAUACCAACAAUUAUUAGAUUUGCAAAAGCUGUUCAAGCUAAUUUCAGUAAAACUGGUUUGUGAAAUCUUAUAAAUCCUGAUGUUCACAAUGUAAAACACUUGUAUUAAAGUUGUAUCCAAAAACAGACAGACCUUUUCUCAAACUUGUCUGGGCAAAAAGAUAUGAAAAUUGAAUAUCUCACUUUUUAUCUCCUUUGGUUAAUAGUUAUUACUACAAAUUCUAUUUGCUCAAGUAAAGGAUUGCUUUUAAAGCUGUAAAUAUUUUCUACGCUUACCUGAAAGAUUCCGAUAUUCCAACAUAUUUUAAUACAUUGCAGAAGUGUCAAUAUUUACGUAUGUCCACUGUCAACACUAGGUAUACAUGAAGCUUUGGCACUUUGGUUUGUCAAUGUUAAAGAUGACUGCCUGGAGAUAAAAAAAAGGCCACUCAGCUUCAAGUCAGUCCUGAUUUUGAGUUUGUAUCAAGAUAGAGGGGACUUUCAUUUUUGUAAAGAAAUGAUUAGAUAAUACAUGUAUUCCAUGUUUAAUUUGAGAAAUUAACACAUGCAAGUACCAGCUUUUGCCGUUAGCAUUUUGUGUGAAAAAAUGUUUUUGCUGAAUUUUUAAUGUGGGUGAAUAAUGCCUUAUUGUGAAUUUGGUUCAUAAUAAUGAUCUGUUUCAAUAUGUUUUAUUCGCAUUGAAUGUCAAACACUAGAAAAGUCAUGUUAAAACCAACUUUCCAUUUCCUUUUUUUACUUUAUGCAAAAUGUCAGCAUUUCCAUUUGAUAUAUGAAUAUAUACACAUUUAUAUAUAUAAUAAACUUCAUCUUAAUGUGAAAUCAAAUGAAGCAAAUAUAUUCCUACAACAAAAUUGCUCCUUUCAUUUAUAACCAUGCUAUCGCUAUGGCGACAUCUUCAGCAAAUGUGCAAGCUUAAUGAUGGCAGCGUAGUAAAUUUUGUCAUUAUUUCACAUCUGCAAUUUAAAGUGGAUAUAAUCCUCGUGUUGACAUGUAGAGCUUAAGUCAGCGUCAACAACUUUUCUAUCAGGUCAACAUUUUAAAACAUUUUAUGUCGAAUCUGUUGUCAACAUUUCAAUAAUGAAUGAAGACUUUCAUAUGUUGUGUAUCAAUACCAUAUAAGGAAAUAUGUAAAUUGUGUAUUACCAUAUAAGGAAAUGUACAUGUGUAUUUCCAUAUUAGGAAAUUUAUUCUUUUGAUAAGCUAUAUUCAUCUUUGCUAUUUGCAAAAUUGUAAUAAAGAAAUAAAUCCUAAAUUUAA